AUGCCAAAGCGAAACUGCGUCGUUGUUCUCUCAUCGGAUGAGGAACUUGAUACUCCCAAAACUCGUUCAUCUAGUUCGGCCCGUACGAAUCCCAAGCCCAAGCCCAAGUCGAGUUCAACGGGCUCCAGAGGAAGAAAGAAAGCCCGUGUUUUCAGUUCUGCGCCUCGUCUGUCUAAGCUUCAUGAGAUAAACUUGUUUGAUGAUGAUUUCAAUGAAGUGUUUACUAGGUCAAAGGUAUUCGCUGGUACUCAACAGAACACUGCAGAGGAGCUAUGGGUUGAUAAAUACAAGCCUCGUUCACUGGAAGAGCUUUCUGUUCACAAGAAAAAGGUUGAAGAAGUUAAGACGUGGUUUGAAGAAAGGUUGAAACCUUCGAAGGGUGUCUACAGAAAUAACGUUCUUGUUGUUAGUGGGCAGGCAGGAGUUGGAAAAUCUGUUGCUAUUCAUGUAAUUGCUUCUCAUUUAGGUGCGACAGUAUGUGGAUGGAACACACCUACACCUGUAAUUUGGCAAGAGCAUCUUUAUAACUCUGGAACAGCGACAAAAUACACUUCCAAGUUGGAUGAAUUUGUUAGUUUUGUUGAGAGAAUACGGAAAUAUGGAUUAAUACCAACUUCGUUUACCGGGGAGUCAAAGCCUUCCAUCAUAUUUUUAAUAGACGAUCUUCCCAUGAUGCAUAGUAAAGCUGCUUUAGGAAGACUUAAAGAUUGCUUGCACCUUUUGGUGCACACAACUCAGAUACCCACAGCCAUAUUGGUGACAGAUUAUGGCAAUGCUGAUUCAGCUGAUUAUAAUGCACGAUCCAUUGAAGAACUUAAAAUAUCUCUAGAACGUUCUGGGGCUUGUAAGGUUGCAUUCAAUCCUAUUACAGUUAAUUCUAUUAAGAAGGUACUUUUUAGAAUAUGUCAAAUUGAGCAGUGUGAUGUGACUGCCGACCAUGUUGAUCUAAUAGCAAAAGCAAGUGGAGGUGACAUCAGACAUGCAAUUACUUCUCUACAGUUUUUCUGUGUGAACCCAAAUCAAGUGCAUUGUUUGUCUCUAUCAACUCGCACUCCUCAUGCAUUAAAAGAGGAAAGUAAUAAACCUGUAGAAUUAGAUGAUGGAUCUUCUUUGUACUUUGGCAGAGAUGAGACAGUAUCUUUAUUUCACGCCUUAGGGAAAUUUUUGCAUAAUAAGAGGGAGACUGGAGUUGCAGCAGAAUAUGACCAAAACAGCUUUCUCAUACAAGAAAGAUUUUCAAGAUUACCUUUAAAAAUGGAUGUCCCAGAGAAGAUUCUUUGUCAAAGCCAUGUCCAACCUGGCCCAGUUGCCGAUUUUCUGCAUGAAAAUGUUCUAGAUUUUUUGAAUGAUGAGGCGGUAGAGGAUGCAUGGAUUUUGUCUUCAUAUCUAGGUGAUGCUGACAUUCUUCUUGCUAAGCUUCGGGGUAUGCUAUCUAGUUAUAAUGAGGCAGAGAGUAUUUUACAGUCAGCUGCUGCGUCAAUUGCUGUUCGUGGGGUGCUGUUUGGAAAUUCUCAGCCAAUUUCUUCCAGGUGGCAUGCAAUUCGACGACCAAAACUCUGGCAGGUCCAGAAAGAAUCAUCAUACUACAAGAAUGAGAUGUUUAGGCAGAGAAUCCCUGCUUGUAAUCAGCUGAGUUCUUAUCAUAUGUCAGUUAUUGCCACAGAAUACACGCCUAUGUUUAAAUUGCUCGGAAAUAGGGUUGGCAGUGGAUAUAAUGAACUAGAUCAGGAAUCAGCGCAGAACUUGGAUAUGGAAGAUUUUGAUACUGACAAAAUGAGUUUAGAUGGUGAAGCAAUGGAGAUUUCCGAUGAUGACAUAGAAGACUGGUAG
Lathyrus sativus (Indian pea) is the source of this 1830-nucleotide messenger RNA. NCBI's taxonomy places the organism in Eukaryota, Viridiplantae, Streptophyta, Magnoliopsida, Fabales, Fabaceae. The record is from the annotation of a GenBank genome assembly.